Molecule: messenger RNA, 1806 nt
Organism: Leptinotarsa decemlineata (Colorado potato beetle)
Lineage: Eukaryota; Metazoa; Arthropoda; Insecta; Coleoptera; Chrysomelidae
Biological process (GO): multicellular organism development; proteasome-mediated ubiquitin-dependent protein catabolic process; endoplasmic reticulum to Golgi vesicle-mediated transport
Cellular component (GO): COPII vesicle coat; cytoplasm
Molecular function (GO): ubiquitin protein ligase activity; ubiquitin conjugating enzyme binding; zinc ion binding
Source: RefSeq, a predicted model, not a curated record
GUGAGAUAAGAGUUAUUCAGUGAUAUCGAGUACCUACCAGUUUAUCAAGUAUGUUGUCACGGUACAUCGUGUCAUGAUUGAGAAUCCGUCGCUCUUAUGAAAAAUGUAUUUAUUCUGUGAAGGAUAGAUUUGAGAACUGCAGCAAAAUCAGGAAUAAAUAUAAGAAAGAUGAUGGAAACACCUAGCAUUCCAUUAUCACUUCUGAGGGAAUUGCGCUGUAGACAAUGUGAAAAUUUUGUGAGUUGCGGCCCAGUUUUUGUUGUUCCAGACGGAGCUGUAUUAUGCGGAAGAUGUAGAGGAUUAGCAAAAAACGUAUAUCGGAAUACUUCCUACGAAGCCCUAGCUUCUAUGUUCAGAUAUCCAUGCAAGAAUUGGGAAGAUCACUGUCCUAGGUCCUUGAGAUGGGACGAGAGUUUGGAACACGAAGACUAUUGUUCCUACCAUGGUGGAUGCAAUCUAUUUUGGAAACACCCAAAAGCAUACUGGAAAGGAAAAAGAGAUUUUCCACUUGGAGAUAUUCGACUGAUCGCCAUUCACGAGUAUCUCCUGGAUUACAUCACAUGCGUUCAGUGCCAGAGCUACCUUUCUUGCGAUCCUGUUUACAUUCUAUCGAACGGCAAAAACAUCUGCCAUCGCUGCUCCUACGCUAACGGAACUCCACCGAACACCAUCAGGAACUAUUUGUACGAAACGUUGUCCAGCAUAAUCAUCUUUCCCUGCGUAUUCCGAAACAGGGGGUGCCCGACCAGACUCAAAUUCGGCGUCGAUUUGUGGCAACACGAAUCGACAUGCCCGUACAAUCAGAUGUUCAAGAAAACCGAGCAAAAAAGUCCGAAUCACAAGGAACGAGGCGUUAUCAAAACCCACUCUGGACACUACUACGGUACUAUAACGGCAAACACAGCCCCGUUCUCUCCUCCCACGCCUACUUCAGAUUUUGACAUGACUAAGCAGUUGGUGAAGUCCCUGAAGAAGCAACAGGAAAGGAGAUUUAUGAGGGCUGAAGAGAUCCAGUCGAGUAUGGGCAAAAAUUCGGAAGAUGGGUCUGACGAAGAAGUGGAAUCUGUCAAAGCAAAUUCGCAUGGGAAACAUUCAUCCAGUGGAGAAAGUGUUCCUACGACUCCCACAAGAUUCGAAAACAGCAGCUAUCUAAACAAAGUAUCUUCUCUGACUCCUAGAGACUCAGGAUACUUCUCUCAACCUUCUUCUAACAGAACUGAAAACUAUUACCAAAAUAUCAGUAUUGCUCAGGUGCAUCGGGAGAAUAAUGGAUCAAAACAAGUUUCUAGAAGUAAUUCCCAUAGCACAAAUAAUAGUCCUACCAGUAAAUUCUUCUCCAGAAAUGAGAUUCUGCCACAGAACGAUUUAUACAACAAACCUCGUAGCCCAAAAAUAGAAAUCAAUGGAGUUCCUAGAAGUUCUGCUACAAAGUUUCCAUUCCAGAAUCUAGACUUCGGUGUUCUGGCAGGGCAUUAUCCGGUAUUCGGUGGCCAAUAUGAAAACGAAAAUUUCCCAGGAAGAGGAUCGGUGGUACCGAAACCAACUUUCAGAGAUUUGGUGAGGUCUGAGAGUUUAUAUGACAACAGGGACCUGAUGGCGGAGUUGAAACAUCGACAGAACAAGUUGUUGAAGAGGUAUCAAUCUGCUCCUUACGAAGAAUGAGGAACUUGUGAGAAGUUUUACAAGUAGACGCUGGAACUUGUUUUUUGAAUAUUCGAUUCAGGACGACAAGGUGUAUAUUACGACUAUGAUUUUAUAGGUAUUACAUUUGUUUUUUGCGAAAAUAUAUUAGAGUUGUUGAAAAUA